UUCGAAACCUCUACUCACUCGCUAAGUCUUUAAUUUAGAUUCUCAAUAUUGGAAAUGCGCGAAUCAAAGCCGCGGGGGGAACGCACUCGAGAGGAUGAUAUCGGGGGUGGAUCAUCGACUGAAUAGUUUGAGGAUGCAAAGAAAGAUAAAAAAGGCCAAAGCUGAACAUGGAGCCGAGUUUUACUGAGGCUCCUCUCGGAAAUCUAGUCAUUUUGUUUGUUGCUGUUUUCCUGAGAUCUUAAUUGUUCAAUUUUUGCUACCCAUACGCUGAAGGAUUUUCCCUCUGUAUAAUGAUAUUUUUUGCUCUUCUGAAUCUCCUGAAGCAAUGUUCUUGAGAGCCACAUCACUUUUAGCCCCCAGGAUCUUAGCCUAACGGAUAGACAAGAAGGCACCAGCCAAGUUUAUGUCGUAUAUAGUAUCUCUGUUCAAGCAACUCGCCAAUAUGGAUGGGAUAGAGCGCGCAAGAGCUAUCUUUUUGAUACCUUUCUCAGCGCUUAGCAAGGUCGUAGAGGGUCGUCGUCAUUUGUCAUGAACAGUCGGAAAGUAACCGUUAGCAGCCGUUGCAUUCUCAAGGUAGCUUAUCGACGCCAUUAUAGCCUGGUGAAAUUCACGGUUAUUACCACAGAAGUCAGGCCCGCCUUAAGGGUAGGAUCCCGAGCGCCUCGACAAAGAAACGCACGCUUGAUUACCCUUGAGCGUUGGAGAAAAAGACGUGUGAAGGACGUGAAUAGAGUUUUCGCGACUUCUCUUGGUACGGAGUACAUAUAUGUAUGUACCCAGGAUCGUUGUCGAUGCAAGUCACCCACCGCGAGGAUCCUCUAACGACUGGUGGGCGCAUGGACAUUCUGUUCCGAAGCCCACUUUUAUUUCGGAGCUCGGCGUAAGGCGACCAUACGGCUUCAAUAGGCUGCAUGCUGGACAAAGCGAGGGACGAACCCUUGCUCGUUUUCAAAACUCCGUCGUACUCAGAACUUCCCAGGAUCCUGGGCCCAUGCUUGAGGACCGCAUCCUGCCAAGGAAAAUAAUCUCCACACCUUAUUAUGGAGCACCGGCAGAAGUGCAAUUGAUCCUACUUCGAGCAUGA
Molecule: messenger RNA, 1084 nt
Organism: Coccidioides immitis RS
Lineage: Eukaryota; Fungi; Ascomycota; Eurotiomycetes; Onygenales; Onygenaceae
Exons: 1
Coding region: 767-1084 (105 amino acids)
Source: RefSeq, a predicted model, not a curated record